This is a messenger RNA of Folsomia candida, 1278 nucleotides long. Its product is annotated as bacillopeptidase F. Gene Ontology annotation, molecular function: serine-type endopeptidase activity. NCBI's taxonomy places the organism in Eukaryota, Metazoa, Arthropoda, Collembola, Entomobryomorpha, Isotomidae. The transcript is spliced from 7 exons. Gene Ontology annotation, biological process: proteolysis. The coding region runs from base 1 to 1278 and encodes 425 amino acids. The record is from RefSeq and is a predicted model, not a curated record.
AUGAGCGUCAACACAAACUUGGUGUUCUUACUCUACUACUUUGGGAAGAGAGUAGCUGAUUUCGUCCAGAUUUUUAUUGACGAUGACCAAGAUGAGAAGAAUUUAGAGGUGCUUGUUUGUGUAAGGCUCAUUUUUCUCAUCGGCGACACCAGCAUCAUAAUUAUUAUCCGUCGCCCGCAGCAUCAAGUGUUAAACAGAAUCAGCAACCCCAUUUUGGAUUUCAAACGAUAUCGGAUUGAAGCCAAUGACUUGAAAGCCAUUCAAACUCUUGGCUCACUUCCAAUUGGCGUUUUUAAUAUUCGUGAACAACUGAUAGCCCGCGUAGAACCUGUGGAUGCAUCAGUAACUCCAUCAUCAUCGCAGACUAGCGCAAUUCCGGCUAUUCAAUGGGGAGUGGAAAAAAUCGGUGCUCCUGCUGUCUGGGCGCGAACGAAGGGAGAAGGCAUUGUGGUUGCCAAUAUUGAUACUGGAGUUUUCGGGGGACAUGAAUCGUUGAGGGAUAACUAUGGAGGAAAAUGGUAUGAUGCUACUGGAGAAAGUAAUUUGACAACGCCAAACGAUGGCAAUCGUCACGGCACUUCUACAAUGGGAAUGCUUUGUGGUCGCCCCAAAGGAAUUGGUGUUGCACCAAACGUUAAAUGGAUCGCCUGUAAAGCAAUUGGAGCUAACGGCGGUGGAUCUGAAGGAAACAUGAAAAAAUGUGCACAAUGGAUUUUUCAACAGCGACCUCACGUUGUCAGUAAUAGUUGGGUUUUUGGCAGAGGAGCGACAAAUUUCAAUGAUAUCAUUUCGAGUUGGAGGGCUGUGGGCAUUAUCCCCGUCUUUGCGAUUGGUAACGAGGGAGAUCGAUGCAGGUCCGCAGGGUCACCCGGAGAUCAGACGAAUGUCAUCUCUGUUGGGUCCACCAGAAGUAAUGAUACCUUAUCUACGUUCAGUGCUCGUGGCUUUGCUGUGAACGGAGCAAUUAAGCCGGAGGUGACUGCCCCUGGGGAGGAAAUUUACACUGCAUGGUACUCUCAAAAUGAUAAGCCUUAUCUUUACUACGUAACUUCUGGAACGAGCAGUGCUACACCUCAUGUUGCGGGUGCAAUCGCCUUAAUGCUAUCGGCAAACCCAUCAUGGACAUUUGACCAAGUUUUCAAUGCUUUGACAAGAACGGCAGAUCGCCCUCCAGUGGAUGCCAAGGACCUAGCAUGUGGAAACACAACCACAUCAAAUUAUCCUAACAAUGGUUAUGGUUUCGGGCGAAUUAAUGUCCAAAGGGCUCUUGGAAUGUAG